UCAGAACCCAGUUCCAACACUGAUAGAACUUGAAUAUGAGCUCAGAAUACAAGAGGAUGAGUCACAGAACGUUCGUAAUGUAAGCAGAGCCUACUCUCAGCCACAGAGAGAACAGCAAAGGAAUUGCAAACCGGUUCAACGAUUUGCUACUGUCUUGGAUGGUGGCGAACCGAGUAAACCAGCAAGUGUUACAGCAGUCAAGAAGGAGAAACCGACAAAGUACUGCCCCUUCUGCAACACUGCAGCAUUACUUCAAUCAGUGUGCUAAUUUCAAACUGCUGAAUCAAGAUCAAGUGGAGUCUUGGCUGAAGUCAAAUCAGAAGUGCUUUAGGUGUGGCCGUGAUCACCAGAUCUCACAAUGUAAUCUUAAAGCCAAAUGCAAAAAAUGUGAAAAGAGACAUUUAGAAAUGCUGCAUGACUUCAAUGCCAAAGGUAAACAUGAAACACAAGCCUCAGCAGAAAACAGUUGUCUUGUGAAUUCAGAAGUAGAGAUUUUGUAUAUGGACAGACCAACUGCAGGCAGCAAAGUUCUUUUGAAGGUCAGCCGAAUGAUCUUGAGAAAUGGAGAGAAGGAACUUGACAUGUACGCUAUAUUAGAUGACUGAUCAGACAGGACAAUGUUACUGUAUGAAGCAGCACACCAACUUGAUCUUCAAGGACCUCCUGAAGAUAUAGCCCUCUGUACUGUGAGACAAGACAUACGGGUGGUUCAUGGGGUGGCUGUUUCAUUCUCAGUAGCUUCUGCAUUUCAGCCAAACAAAUCCUUCACCAUUGAAAGAGCUUUUACAGCCAAAGAACUGAGCCUCGCAAAACACACUUACCCUGUUAAGUUGCUGCAGAAGAAAUGCAGAUAUCUGCAAGGUCUGCCCAUUCCCUCAAUGCAGCAGGCUCAACCAUUCUUACUCAUUGGCUCAGAUUAUCCAUAUUUAAUUACAGCUACAGAGCCAGUACGUCUCUGACCUCCUGGCGGUCCUGCCGCUGUGAAAACCAGACUCGGGUGGACUCUGCAGGGCCCCUCAAAAUUCCUUGCCAGUCAGCUCUCACCACAACAGUGUCUGUCUAACCUCCACUUUGUCAGCAAAAGCCGAACUGUUCAACAAUGUACAGAAAUUGUGGCAAAUGGACACUUCCGUAUGGGAGUGAGAAACUGAUCACAAGACACAGAAGUGGUGCAAAUCCUUGAGGAGAAAACAAUCAGGGUGGCAGUCGGAGACAUUCAAAGUGGGCGUCUCUGACACAUUCAGCUCUUCAUGUUAAACAUGUAACCAGGAAAGAAACACUCAAAACUCAUCUGAACACACACCGAGAGCUUCAGAAGAACUGAAUCUACUAACAACAGAGAAGAUAAUUUUUCAAUAAGAGAAGAAUGAAGAUCAUCUGGACUUUCACUCUGAUGAUGAUUCCUGGUGUCGUGAGCUCCAUGAGUGUGAUCGGAUAUUCAGGAGGAGGAGUCAACAUCACAUGCAAAUAUGAUAAAGGAUAUACAGAGAAUAAAAAGUAUUUUUGUAGAGGAAAGAUGCCAAAAAAAAUAAAGUCUGGGUGGUGUUCUGACCUCAUCAGGACUAAUGAAACAGAUAAAUGGAUUCAGAAGGAGAGAUUCUCUUUGUAUGACGACACAAGAUCGCCAGUCUUCACUGUGACCAUCAGAAAUCUGACAGAAGAGGAUUCUGGGACGUACCAGUGUGGAGUUGAUUUAACUACAGGAAAAGAUUCCUACACUGAAGUGAAGCUGAACAUUUUAACAGAGACAAACCCUCACAGAACAACAUCAUCAUAUACAGCUCCAGCGAUCACAUCUGCGUCUCCUGCGACAGGCUCUCCUCUGACGGUCAGUGUGUGUGUGUUUCUGCUUCUGAUCAUCGCUGGACUCGUGUUGGGGACCGUGACUCUCUGCAGGAGGCGUCGCUCUCACAAUUCGUCAUCGUCGUCCAAAAGAUCUCAAGUCACACCAGGAAACAAUGAAGAGGUUUCCCACACUGGCUGUGAUUACAAGGAGAGUAAAGAAUUACCCACAAGCCCCUCUGAUUCCUCUGAGAAAGCCUCUGCUGAGGAUCUGAAUUACGCAGUGGUGAAUUUCCAUAAUAAAUCUGACUGUCCUGACAGUGUCAAUAUCAGGAAUAAUCAGGAUUACAGUGAAUACGCUGUUGUCAAACAUCACUGAUGCAUUUACAGUGAACAUAUGGAUUGAUUUAAAAGGGUCUGAGCACUAUGUGAGAUACUGUACGUACUGCGUAAACAGAUUAUAUUUAUCAGAUGUAGAUUUCCCUGUGUGUCUAAUUGAUGAUUCUGUCCACCUGUUCAUGAUCUCAUUAGUUC
Molecule: messenger RNA, 2316 nt
Organism: Pimephales promelas (fathead minnow)
Lineage: Eukaryota; Metazoa; Chordata; Actinopteri; Cypriniformes; Leuciscidae
Source: RefSeq, a predicted model, not a curated record